Messenger RNA from Aspergillus terreus NIH2624, 948 nucleotides. Its product is annotated as ADP/ATP carrier protein. The coding region runs from base 1 to 948 and encodes 315 amino acids. Gene Ontology annotation, molecular function: ATP:ADP antiporter activity. Gene Ontology annotation, cellular component: mitochondrial inner membrane. The record is from RefSeq and is a predicted model, not a curated record. Gene Ontology annotation, biological process: mitochondrial ATP transmembrane transport; mitochondrial ADP transmembrane transport. Lineage: Eukaryota; Fungi; Ascomycota; Eurotiomycetes; Eurotiales; Aspergillaceae. The transcript has 4 exons.
AUGGCCAAGGGUGACGUUAACCAGGCCGAGAAGUCGGUCUUCGGCAUGCCCGGAUUCGUCGUUGACUUCCUGAUGGGUGGUGUCUCCGCUGCCGUCUCCAAGACUGCUGCUGCCCCCAUCGAGCGUAUCAAGCUCCUCAUCCAGAACCAGGAUGAGAUGCUCCGCGCCGGUCGUCUCGACCGCAAGUACAACGGUAUCAUGGACUGCUUCCGUCGUACCGCCGCCUCCGAGGGUGUCGUCUCCCUGUGGAGAGGUAACACUGCCAACGUCAUCCGUUACUUCCCCACCCAGGCUCUGAACUUCGCCUUCCGUGACACCUACAAGUCCAUGUUCUCCUACAAGAAGGACCGUGAUGGAUACGCCAAGUGGAUGAUGGGUAACCUUGCCUCCGGUGGUGCUGCUGGUGCCACUUCCCUCCUCUUCGUCUACUCUCUGGACUACGCCCGUACCCGUCUGGCCAACGACGCCAAGUCCGCCAAGGGUGGUGGUGACCGUCAGUUCAACGGUCUGGUCGAUGUCUACAAGAAGACCCUCGCCUCCGACGGUAUUGCCGGUCUCUACCGUGGUUUCGGUCCCUCUGUCGCUGGUAUUGUUGUCUACCGUGGUCUGUACUUCGGCAUGUACGACUCCAUCAAGCCCGUCGUCCUGGUUGGUCCUCUUGAGGGUAACUUCCUUGCUUCUUUCCUUCUCGGCUGGACUGUCACCACUGGUGCUGGUAUCGCUUCUUACCCUCUUGACACCGUUCGUCGUCGUAUGAUGAUGACCUCCGGUGAGGCCGUCAAGUACUCCUCUUCCUUCGACGCUUUCCGCCAGAUCGUCGCCAAGGAGGGCUACAAGUCCCUCUUCAAGGGUGCCGGUGCUAACAUCCUCCGUGGUGUUGCCGGUGCUGGUGUCCUGUCCAUCUACGACCAGGUCCAGCUCAUCCUCUUCGGAAAGAAGUUCAAGUAA